AUGGCAUCCUCCGCCUUUCCCCCUCCCCCUGUCAGCUCCAUUGACUGGAACAAUGUCGGCUUUAAAGUCCGUGACGAAAGUAAGCUCCCCACUAACUCCAAAACCCCUACAGUAAACGGUCACGUAGAAUGCCACUUUUCGCACAGCCAAGGCGGCAAAUGGAGCGCUCCAAAAUUCGUCAACUCGCCCUACCUGCCCAUCCACGGCAUGGCCCCAGGCCUCAACUACGGUCAACAAGCCUACGAAGGUCUCAAGGCCUUCCGCCGCCCAGACGGCUCCAUCAGCGUCUUCCGCCCCGAUCGCAACGCCGUGCGCAUGCGUCGCUCCGCCGAAUUUAUCUCCGUCCCGCCUAUUCCCGAGGACCUCUUCGUGGAGAGCGUAAAGCUUGCCGUCGCGGCUAAUGCGGAGUUCGUGCCGCCCCACGAAACCGGUGCUGCCAUGUACGUCCGGCCAUUGGUCUUCGGCUCUUCGGCACAGUUAGGUCUCUCCCCUCCCGACGAGUAUACAUUUGUGGUCUUUGUGAUGCCGACCGGUGUGUAUCACGGUGUUCAUGCCGUCGAUGCCCUGAUCCUGGAGGACUUUGAUCGCUCUGCGCCAGAGGGGACGGGAUCAGCCAAGGUGGGUGGAAACUACGCGCCAGUUCUGCGGCACAGUGGACGGGCACACAGCGAAGGAUUCGGGAUCACACUUCAUCUGGACAGCCGCACGAGGUCCGAGAUUGAUGAGUUCUCGACGUCGGCGUUUAUCGGCGUGCGGAAGGAUGCCUCGGGCGCGGUGACGCUGGUGCAGCCGGAUAGUAAGAACGUAAUUGACUCGGUGACGGCUGCGUCGGUGUUGGAGAUUGGCGAGCGCGUGUUCGGAUUUAAAACUGAGAGACGCCGCGUUCCCUAUGAGGAGCUGCAGGAGUUCAAGGAGGUCAUUGCUUGCGGUACGGCGGCGGCGCUCGUGCCGAUCCGGAGCAUUACCAUGCGGUCGCGGGGCGAUCGCCUUACAUACGAGGCUGGGGAUGACGGACAGAGCGGUGGGGAGGUAUGCGCUAAGCUCCUGCAGACGCUGAAGGGGAUCCAAGCCGGCAAGAUCGAAGACCAGUUUGGAUGGAACUUCACCGUGGAGAGGCCGCCGGAGGGCUGGGCCACUGGUGGCGGGGAGACGGAAUCAGAUGGUGCCAAUGUGCCAUGA
This is a messenger RNA of Aspergillus oryzae RIB40, 1179 nucleotides long. RefSeq names its product branched-chain amino acid aminotransferase. Gene Ontology annotation, molecular function: branched-chain-amino-acid:2-oxoglutarate transaminase activity. The record is from RefSeq and is a predicted model, not a curated record. The transcript has 2 exons. NCBI's taxonomy places the organism in Eukaryota, Fungi, Ascomycota, Eurotiomycetes, Eurotiales, Aspergillaceae. Bases 1 to 1179 code for a protein of 392 amino acids. Gene Ontology annotation, biological process: branched-chain amino acid metabolic process.